UAAAUAAUUAAAUGGCAAGAGGUACACCAGCAAUCGGUAAAAGACAUCAAAAGACCCACACAUUCUGCAAAAGAUGUGGUAGAUAAACCUUUCACAUUUAAAAAAAUAGAUGUGCUUCAUGUGGUUAUCCAGCUGCAAGAUUGAGACUUUGUAUGAAAUUCAAUAAAUACAAUUAUAGAUAGUGGAUGGGGAGAAAAAGUUGCAAGACGCAGAUCAACAGGAACAGGAAGAAUGAGAUAUUUGAAAUCUAUUGCUAGAAGAGCAAAGAAUGGUUUUAGAGCAGGAACUUAAGCAUAACCAAAAGUUAAAGGAACUUAGAAAAAGUGAUUAAAUCAUGCUUUUAUAUAAUGAUUGUACAUUAUUUUUACACAUCUACU
Messenger RNA from Paramecium sonneborni, 377 nucleotides. Lineage: Eukaryota; Ciliophora; Oligohymenophorea; Peniculida; Parameciidae. The record is from the annotation of a GenBank genome assembly.